Mirounga angustirostris (Northern elephant seal) is the source of this 1718-nucleotide messenger RNA. RefSeq names its product coiled-coil-helix-coiled-coil-helix domain containing 4 (gene CHCHD4). Gene Ontology annotation, cellular component: mitochondrial intermembrane space. The transcript is spliced from 3 exons. Bases 456 to 890 code for a protein of 144 amino acids. The record is from RefSeq and is a predicted model, not a curated record. Gene Ontology annotation, biological process: protein import into mitochondrial intermembrane space. Gene Ontology annotation, molecular function: protein-disulfide reductase activity. Lineage: Eukaryota; Metazoa; Chordata; Mammalia; Carnivora; Phocidae.
CUCCUCCGUUCCCAAUCUCGCCCGCACCCCUUUGCAGCAUCACAGCCUCGGUUUACAUGCUUCCCUAGGGCGUGGAGCUCCCUGCCCGCCCGCACAGUCCUGUCUGUCAGUUGAUGGGACAGCUCCACCUGAGCGGUAUCGGCUUCCCCACCCUUCCCGCGGACUGGCUCCCUCGGAAGUCGCGUCCCGCUCUCACAGCCCGUAAAUGAGAAGCCCAAGGGCCCAGGCGGGAACUGAUAAUGAAAGGAGGGGCUGCGAGAAGGCGCCUAGCACAAGGAGACCCCAAUGCCGGGAACAACAGCUCCUGAGUCUCCCUCCCCGCAAACGUGCGGCCCGACGAGGAGGUCCGGACAGACCAAGAGAGGUGAACGGACGGGCUAGCUGCCAAGAAGCCGGAACAAGGGCAUGCAGAGGGAGAUGGGGCUGGCCGCACAGACGAGGGGCAGGCAGGCAAGAUGGACCCAGGCGGUCCCUUCGGGGACAUGGGGAAGGAUCGAAUCAUAUUUGUGACCAAAGAAGACCAUGAAACUCCAAGCAAUGCAGAGCUGGUGGCUGAUGAUCCCAACGAUCCGUAUGAGGAGCAUGGAUUGAUCCUGCCAAAUGGAGACAUUAACUGGAACUGCCCGUGCCUUGGGGGAAUGGCCAGUGGCCCCUGUGGGGAACAGUUCAAGUCAGCCUUUUCUUGCUUCCAUUAUAGCACAGAGGAUGUCAAGGGGUCAGACUGUGUAGACCAGUUCCGGGCCAUGCAGGAAUGCAUGCAGAAAUAUCCCGACCUCUAUCCCCAGGAGGACGAGGAGGAGGAAGAGGAAGAGAAGAAGCCGGCAGAACGUUUAGAAGAGACAGCUGCCACUGAGGCCACUGCAACCAAAGAAGAGGAGGAGUCAAGCUAAUAAAGGCCACAAGGCACUGGGCUCCAGUCCUUCUGCUUCAGAGUUAUAUGAACCUUUUGCAAAAUGCCUUUUGGUCAUUCUCCGAGAAAGUGUCUUUCCUCUGUUGUUCUGUGCACUAUAAUGUACAAAAUAACUUAUUUUGAUGAUCAGGGAUCUUGGUCCUUUGCAUACACACUGGAAAAAAUGUAUGUGUGUCUCACAUAAAUCUAUCAGCAAAUGUAGCUGUUACUUUUGAAUUCUCUUCUCAGAUUACCCUGAAUUUUGCCACUUUGAAAUAAUGUGCUGACUAUGCUCAGCAAGCAAAUAUCAUUAUUUGGGAGUGUCUUAUGAGUGAGCUGAUUUAUUCUGAUUGAUUAUAUCCCUUUUAGUAGAUUUUUAUACCCCUUUGGGAAAUGAAAUAGAAACAAAAACAGCUUCCUUUAAAAAUGCUGGAGUGGGGCCAUUCCUAACACAAGAAGCCAGCUGAUCAGAUACAUAUUUCUCAAGAACCAUCUUGACCUUGAGUAUAUGAGGAGGUACUAUAUUUCAUUUCUGAUGCAUUUUGGUUUCCAUUUUUACGUUGAGCUCCAGGUUUUCUGUGUUUGGAAAUUGGAGCUUUAGACCCUCUAAUUCAAAAUCCCUUUCUGAGUGAAGAGAAAGGCUGGUUUUGCUGUUCUUGUUAUUCCAGAAGCCCUGGUUUGGGGCCUGUGUUCACAAUGGCUCUGUGUCAGCCUGUUUAGAUGCAAUGUUCUUGAGAGGUGGGGACCUAGUUGUUACCAAAGUAGCAGCCAAGAGAAGAAAUGGUGUGAAUUAAGUAGUCAAUUAAAGGAAAACGUGAUUUUUACCUGA